GGAGGACUGAUGAUCAACUCACGUAAAGGAAACACAAAGAAGAUGAGCUACUACAAUAUUUGCGGCUGCAACAAGCUUGUCAAGAUGAGCUACAUCAUUUUAUUCAACUUGUUGAUCAUCGGCAGCAGCCUCAUAACGCGAUCAAUUUCAACGGCGAUGGAGGAUAUUGGUGAUGAAAUGAAUAACGACCUGUUAGAGCAGCUCAUGUCCAGCCAAGAAGAUAUGAUGCAGGUUGCUGGAUAUGGAGAAGAAAAGCUUUCCACCGUCCUUAUUACAGGCUCAGUCCAUUGCGAGGAGGCUUGUAUUAAUCGUAAUAAUUUGAAUAGUUUGCAUUCUGAUCAAACUGAUCGUGAUCAUCAGCUUCAUCGUCAUGCAUGGCCUCUACCAGGAGCUUUGGUGUCUGUCAAUUGCCGUGUUAGUGGGAGAAGAAGAAAAUCCAGUUUGGCACAAGGCGUCACAGAUGAAUUCGGGGAGUUCAUGAUUGAUCUUCCUUCCAAUCUACAUGCAAUUCCCAACUUGGACAAAACAUGUUGUGUUAGAGUACUUGGGAUACCAAAGAACGCACAAUGCCGACCAGCUUCUGUCAGGAGGCACAAAGGACUCAAACUAUCGUCGGUUGGUAAUGGCAUCCGAACCUACACCGCCGGAAGGAUAAGGUUCCAGCAUUUGACCUCUAAACCUUCACAAGCAUGCGUGGAGGAAGCAAGCAACAAUCAGAUGUGAUCAUACAGAUCCAUUGCAUAUUACACCGGGAUCCUGGAUGGCGCUUCAGUCACAGCAUUGAGAUGCAAGGGUUUGAACUCAUCGUACUGUUAUGUAUAUACGUUUAUAGGAAAAGUGCGAAGAUAGAUUCAUCCACUUAAAAAUAACAAAAAGAGGAAGUAUAGCAACACUGAGAUACAGGGGUUUGAACCAAUUCUACUCAUCGGAUGUGAAGUAUUAGCAUAAUGACAGAUAUCAUGUAUGUAAAUGCUUCGGGAGAUGAAUAUCAUAUGAUAUAAGAUAUGCGAAUUGAGA
Molecule: messenger RNA, 1017 nt
Organism: Malus domestica (apple)
Lineage: Eukaryota; Viridiplantae; Streptophyta; Magnoliopsida; Rosales; Rosaceae
Source: RefSeq, a predicted model, not a curated record